Messenger RNA from Trypanosoma grayi, 1203 nucleotides. Its product is annotated as putative UDP-N-acetylglucosamine-dolichyl-phosphate N-acetylglucosaminephosphotransferase. Gene Ontology annotation, cellular component: membrane. NCBI's taxonomy places the organism in Eukaryota, Euglenozoa, Kinetoplastea, Trypanosomatida, Trypanosomatidae. Gene Ontology annotation, molecular function: UDP-N-acetylglucosamine-dolichyl-phosphate N-acetylglucosaminephosphotransferase activity. The record is from RefSeq and is a predicted model, not a curated record. The coding region runs from base 1 to 1203 and encodes 400 amino acids. The transcript has a single exon. Gene Ontology annotation, biological process: dolichol-linked oligosaccharide biosynthetic process; protein N-linked glycosylation.
AUGGACGGCGCACAUCACCCGAUCAGCGUGGCGCUGCUCAACAUUGGGGCGUCGAUGCGCACACACUUCGUUGAGCUCACCGUCGCGCUCCUCGGUGGUGUGGCGGCGUACCUUCUGGCGAUGUACUUCAUGCAACCGGUGCGCAUGAAGCUGAUGGAGCGUGGCGUGUACGGCAUCGACAUCAACAAGACUACGGAGGAGCGGCGGCGGCGCAUCGCGGGGAGGCGGCUCGGAGAGAUGGACGACGCGGAGAAGCGGCUCAUCGUGCCGGAGUCCCUCGGCAUCCUCGCGGGUGCGGUGUACCUCUGCGUGGUGGUGGUGCAGAUGCUGGUCGUCUUCGGCCCGCUGGCGCGGCAGGUGGACGGCGCGGUGACAACCAUCACCGUGAUGCUUCUGCUGGGCUUCGUCGACGACGUGCUAGACUUGCGGUGGCGUCACAAGCUGCUGCUGUCGGCGAUCGGCUCGUUGCCGCUGGUGUUGACGUACGACGGCAGUGUCUCUGUCGCUGUGCCGCGCCCGCUGGUGCCGUACCUCCACACGUCGCUGGUGUAUCUUGGCUGCUUGUACCUCGUCUACUUAAGCAUGCUGUGCAUCUUCUGCACCAACAGCAUCAACAUCCUCGCCGGUGUCAAUGGCAUAGAGGUGGGGCAGAGCAUCAUAAUUGCACUCGCGUGUAUCCUGUACAACAUUCUGCAGCUGCGGCUUGAGAAGGAACCACACCGCAGCGGCGACAGCAGCGGGGGGUCGCUCCACCAACUAAUGGCAAUUGGGCUCCUGACGCCAUUUGUCGGUGUGAGCAUGGCGCUGUGGCGCUACAACCGAUACCCCGCCCGCAUCUUCGUUGGCGAUAGCUACACGUACUUCGCAGGGACCGUGCUCUCCGUUGCCGGGGUGACGGGGCUGUACAGCAAGACGCUGAUGCUGUUCUUCUUUCCGCAGAUUAUCAACUUUGUCAUCUCCCUCCCACAGCUGUUUCACAUUGUUCCGUGUCCGCGCCAUCGUGUGCCACGGUGGGACGCGAAGCGUGACAUCCUUCAAAACAGUCGAAACUACACGCUAUUGAAUGCCAUUCUGUGGCUGCGUGGGGACAUGCACGAGCGUCACUUGACCAAGGCAGUGCUGAAGGUGCAAGUAGGGUUCUGCGUUUUGGCAUUCUUGGCACGUUUUCUAUUGGCAUCAUACUUGUACGACCACGUGAACUGA